AUGGCUGAAAGCCCGGUUCAUGGAAUUUCAGACCAACUCAAAAGACUCACGGCGCAAUCACCGGCCGCUCGGAAUGCAUCCCAUGUAUCAGCUGCGAGGGUUGACGCUACCGAGCCUAUCAUUCAGGGCUCUGUCCUCAAUGCACCAGAAGGGACUGACUCACAAGUUCCGACUUCAACUGAGUCUGACCUGACCGAUAUCGACGAGUCACUUCUGCAAGAUCCAUCAGAUCCUGCUCCUAUGCCGCCGACCGAAACCCAUUUCAUUAACCCAACGGCUCCGCGUGUGAGCUACCAAGUCUCUGCGUCUGGCGAGGUCAUGCUUAUCGAAGAAACUCAAACUCCCAAACCAAUCGCUCCUGCCCCAGCGGCCCGGCCGAGCCCUCCUCCUGCAUACUUAUCUUUUGAUCGGCUUGCUCAAGGGUUGCCGCCAAAGCUGGCAUCCUCGCCUACCACCUCAACGGUUCAACCUCCGUCCCUGGCAGUGGAGCGCAUCAUCGGCCCAAAGCAGCCAAUCCCCGCACGGAUCCUUGAACUUCUCGAGGAAUGGCAUGAAGAUUCCCCGUACAUGGAACAUCCUUCUGCUUUGUCUGGCCGUGGUCCCUCUACUUGGAAGCACUUCAAAGCUUUCAGUGAUGAUGGCGACGAGUGCGAGCUAUCAAUCUUUCAGAUCUCAGUCAAGGGCCAAACUCGACGAAGUGUGACCUAUCGUAUUAUGAUACUCCACUCUCAGAAUGGACCCGAGGAACUUGUCGUCUACGGCCAACCCCGGCCGAAGUUCAGAGGACCCUUGACCAAGGGUACGAGGGGGCUGUACCUACUGGACUGGCUGGAAAUCGAGCGAAAGGGCGAGGUCCAAGCUUGCGGAUUGAAGCUGUGGAGAACAGACGAACAGAAGAUUACAUUCAGUGCACACAUGUUCGAUCAUGGACCUAAGUGCACUCGGCUGGCCGGGCCGAAUGAUACUUUCAACAUGCGUGCCUCAUCUUCCACGCCCAAGAAACAGUCCGGCGCAAACGAGGACAUUGAGGAUGCUGGAUCCAACUCAUCUGAGCCGCCUUAUUCCCCGUCGAGGUCUAGGCGCCAAGUUUCGACCAGCAGCCCUUCCAAACUGGAAAACGAAGAAGACAGAACCCCUGUUGCCUCACGCCCGUCGCCAGCCAAAACCGUUUCACCUGAGUUCCGCCCUCUUGCCAGUCCCUGGAAGCCUCAGAAGAGGCGCCGUGGCACAUGGAGCUCCAAUGAUGAGACCUCCUCUGUUCUUCGCUACAAGCUGAUGUCAGAUGCGUCGGACCAAGUCCGUGUCUUCAAGACAAAUGACGCAAAGGUGUUGUUUGCAAAGGCCCAGCAGUUCUACAAGGGCAUGGGGAAGCGCACAGGACUUUUGUGCACUGUUUCCGGUGUCGAGGGCGUCCGAUACGUGGGGGAGGGGUGCUUUGACGAAUUCGAUAUCCUUCAGGAGGAUAUUCGGAAGUCUUCUGGUCCUGGUGAUGAGGACCGCGUUGUGGAGGUGAAGCCGGCAAUGGGCUUCUGA
Penicillium mononematosum is the source of this 1533-nucleotide messenger RNA. RefSeq lists its product as uncharacterized. The transcript has a single exon. Lineage: Eukaryota; Fungi; Ascomycota; Eurotiomycetes; Eurotiales; Aspergillaceae. The record is from RefSeq and is a predicted model, not a curated record. The coding region runs from base 1 to 1533 and encodes 510 amino acids.